ACGAUGCGCUCCCGCCUCCUUCUCUUGCGCCGUGCGGGGGCCCGCAAGCUGCUGCGCACCUUCACGCAGAGCACUGCCGUCCGCACCGACCUCCGCGCCCGGCCACAACUCCCAUUCCUCUCCGUCCCGUCUACGCGCACCCGCGUCCGCUACCUCACGACUGAGCGCAAGGCCCAGCUCAAGUACGAGAUCAAGACGGGCAUCAAGUAUACGGGCUACAUCUGGAUUGCUGGCGCCGCCUUGCUCGCCGCCUGGUUUGCCAUCGUUCAGGAGCGUCUCGAGCGCAGGUACCCCACGCCCCACGAAUGGCGCUUCCGGACGCGCAUGGACCUGCGCGGCGGCAACUGCGCCCGCUACGAACCCCUACCGGGCAAGCUCACAGACUGGCUGCAGGUGGGCUGGUGGUUCGAGACGACAAUUGCGCGGCUCCACGAUCCCAAGAUCGACGGGCAGGGCGUCAAGGAUGCGCCCCACGACUGCCCGCCGGGGACGAAGGACGUCACGGCCAAGUCGGAGGAAUGGAGAAGGGGUUACUUCGAGGCCAUGAUGGGCUACGCCAAGGCCGCCGAGUACAUGGACGGCUGGGUGCUGGAUAAGUCGAGGAAUAUUGUGUUCCCGCCGGGGGUCAUGAUUGGCCCGUCGAACCCCUUUCCCAAGCCCCUCCCCCCGGGCUACAAGGGCGCGCCGAGAGAGGAAGACUGUGAGCUGCGCUUCGACCCGCCUGAUGCCAUCUAUCUCCGGAUCCUGUGCACCCCGGGCUUCACAAACCGGCAGAGAAUCGAGGCCGGCCUGGCGUAUGCCUCCUGGCUGGAGUACAAGGGCAUAGCCGGCCCGGCAAGCAUUGUCUACGAAGACGCAGUCCGCCUGGCCGCAUCUGAGCGGCCAAACCUGCCCGCCGAACCGCUCGACAAAAAGACCUGGGUCCUCAACGAUGCCGCGGGCCCGCCCUCCGAAAACCUCCUCACCUCCCUCACAGCUUACGCCACCUUCCGCGCCCGCCAAGGCGACGUCUCCUCGGCCCUCCCCAUCCUCGUCUCCAUCCUGCAAGCCCGACGCAGCCUCCCCGAGCCGGAACAACCCGCCCCCGCCCCCGCAUCCCUCGCCGCGGCCCUCAACACCACCGCUCCCAACAAGAAGACCAGCACCACCUCCAAUCCCUGGUCCCUCCUCACCAAGCUCUUCACCCCGCCGGCCUACCCGCCCCCGCCGCCGGACGGCACCGCCCCGCCGGUCCGCGACCCGCUCGACCUCUGCCAGGAGGCCGCGCUGAGCCUGCACAUCGGCGAGAUCCUGUACGCGACCGCGGCCUCGCCCGCCGGCCGCGAGGAAGGGCUCGGGUGGACGCGCGAGGCCGUCGACGUCGCCGAGGAGCAGCUGCACCGGCUGCCGCCGCGGCGCACGGAGAAGCCCGACCCCGCCCGCGCCGCCUGCCGCGAGUGCCUCGCCACGGGGCUGGGCAACUGGUCGGCCAUGGUGGCGCGGCUGGCGCGGGAGGAGCGCGCGCGGAAGGAGGCCGCCGCGGCGGCUGCCGCUGCUGCGGGGCAGAAGGCGGGCAAGCGGCGGGCGGGCUGGUUUGGCGGUCUGUGGGGGGAAGGGGUUGCUGGGGCUGCCGCGAGAGCGGAGGAGAAGGAGGAGACCAGUCGGUGGGCGGCGGAGGAGAAGGUCAUUGAGGAGCGGCAGAGGAGGGUCCAGGAUCUGUUGGAGGAUCUGAAGCCGCCGCCGAGGGGUAUUCUGUCGUUCCUGCAGGCUUGAUUGGUGGAGCCGCGCCCGUGGAUGUCCUGGAUGGUGGGGUGUGUAUCGAUACUUGGUGUGAAUAUGUAUGAGCACGGGUGGAUGGUGUCGAGAAACCGCUCGUUUUCUGGAUGGGCAAGGGGAGCAAGGUUGGGUAAAUUUGGCGGGUGUUACGGUAGGAAAGUUGCAUAUCACAGGCAUCGGGAGCAACUAUGGGAGAUCAGGCCUUGAGAUUGAGGGAAUAUCUAACUGGCUGUACGAUCCUCGAUCUCGUUCGCCAGGUCCUUCACCUCGAAGUCCUUGCUCAGAGAAGGCGGCGACAUGCCCUGCUGGCCGCCGGCCUUCCCAUCUUCGGCCCCGUCGCUCUCGGAUGGAUUCGUCGCCUUUUCAACAUCGGGCUUGGCUUCCUCGUCUGCCAUUUUCGCAGACUCCGGCUGGAACUGCGCCUGACUGUCAUCACCCACGGCAUUAUCCUUCCUGGCCUUGGCUUCAGCUUUCUCGGUCUGCGCUUUCUUCGUCUCGGCGACACCCGUCUCCGGCGCACCCCACGGCGAAUCCAGCUC
This is a messenger RNA of Thermothielavioides terrestris NRRL 8126, 2294 nucleotides long. RefSeq lists its product as uncharacterized. NCBI's taxonomy places the organism in Eukaryota, Fungi, Ascomycota, Sordariomycetes, Sordariales, Chaetomiaceae. The record is from RefSeq and is a predicted model, not a curated record. The transcript has 2 exons. The coding region runs from base 4 to 1752 and encodes 582 amino acids.